Talaromyces marneffei is the source of this 2148-nucleotide messenger RNA. RefSeq lists its product as uncharacterized. Gene Ontology annotation, biological process: glutamyl-tRNA aminoacylation; translation. Bases 1 to 2148 code for a protein of 715 amino acids. Gene Ontology annotation, molecular function: ATP binding; glutamate-tRNA ligase activity. The record is from RefSeq and is a predicted model, not a curated record. Gene Ontology annotation, cellular component: cytosol; methionyl glutamyl tRNA synthetase complex; cytoplasm. NCBI's taxonomy places the organism in Eukaryota, Fungi, Ascomycota, Eurotiomycetes, Eurotiales, Trichocomaceae. The transcript is spliced from 5 exons.
AUGGCUUGCAAAUUGGUUUGUGCAUCCGGCUCCAACCCCGCCGGCUUGCUACCCGCUACAUUGAUCGCUACAUCCGUCAAUGAGGCUAGACCCAAUCCCGUCGUUGAUAUCACCUACGAGAACGUUCCUACCCUCCCUGGCGGUGAUGUGAUCGAGUUUACUGGGGUCAAUGGAACGACCGUGCAAGGUCUUGACGCUGUCAUUGCCGAGCUCCGUGUUCAAUUUCCGUUCCUCAAGAGCAAGUAUGAAGCUCAGGAAGAGAAAUGGUUGUCUCAAGUCAGCCAAUACGUUCCACUAGACCACAAAGCUCUUGAAGCACCUCUUCAGGCUCUUGAUUCUUACCUUAUCCUGCGCUCGUUCCUCGUCGGCUACUCCUUGUCUUCCGCCGACAUUGCUAUCUGGGGCGCGCUCCGCGGAAACCGUGUUGCUGUAACAGCCGUGAAGAAAGGAACAUUGAUCAACUUGACCCGUUGGUUCCGUUUCUUGGAAGAGCUCUGCCCCUGGAUCACCUCCGCCGUUGAUGCUGUUAAUGCUGCAGCUAAGGCGAAGCGGGCUGCGGCGUCCAAGGCAGGCGCCAGUUACGAUAUCGCUCUCAAGAACACUGAAAAGGGUGUCGUGACUCGUUUCCCUCCCGAACCCUCUGGAUAUCUCCAUAUUGGUCACGCCAAAGCUGCUCUCUUGAACGACUACUUUGCUCACGAGAAGUACAAGGGUACACUUUUGUUGCGUUUCGAUGAUACCAACCCGAGUAACGAAAAAGAGGAGUUCACUGAAAACAUUCUUGUCGAUUGCGAAUUGAUGGGCAUCAAGCCUGACAAAACUUCAUUCUCCUCGGAUUACUUCCAAUUGUUGCAUGAUUACUGUGUUCAAUUCAUCAAGGAUGGUUAUGCAUAUGCAGACGACACGGACAAGGAAACUAUGGCACAUGAGCGAAUGAAUGGAAUUCCCAGCAAGCGUCGUGAAUCUCCUGUUGAGGAGAGUUUAGCUCGUUUCGAAGAGAUGAAGACUGGCUCUGAAGAGGGCCAGAAAUGGUGUAUUCGUGCUAAGAUUUCUUUCGACGACAAGAACAAAACUAUGAGAGAUCCUGUCAUCUACAGAUGCCAGCUGACGCCUCACCCUCGUACUGGCACUACCUGGAAGGUUUACCCUACCUAUGAUUUCACCUGCCCUAUCCUUGAUUCGGUUGAAGGAGUCACCCAUGCCUUGAGAACGAUCGAGUACAGAGAUAGGAACCCACAGUAUGAGUGGAUGUUGAAUGCUCUCAAGCUCCGCCAAGUUCAGAUCUGGGACUUUGCUCGCAUGAACUUUGUGCGAACAUUGCUUUCUAAGCGAAAGCUUACUAAGUUGGUUGAUAAAGGUGUUGUUUGGGGCUGGGAUGACCCUCGUUUCCCUACUAUCAGAGGUAUUCGCCGUCGAGGUAUGACGAUUCCUGCGCUUAGAGAAUUCAUUCUCAAGCAGGGUCCAAGCCGUAACAUUGUUAACUUGGACUGGACUAUUUUCUGGUCUACGAAUAGGAAAUAUAUCGAUCCUAUCUCUCCACGCCACACUGCUAUCUCUAAAGAAGGUGUGGUCAUGGCUAAGGUCACGGGAGACUCCGUCCCCUUGGCCUCUGCCCCAUCAGUUCUAGAUAAACCUAAGCAUGACAAGAACCCAGAACUUGGCACAAAGAAGGUCGCCUUCAGUGAAAACAUUAUCUUGGAGCAAGAGGACGCCAAGUUAUUCAAGCAGGACGAAGAAAUCACCCUUAUGAAAUGGGGAAAUGCGAUAGUCCGUAAGAUUGAGAAGUCUGGCGACGUGGUGACCAACCUUGAACUUGAGUUGCACCUCGAAGGAGACGUCAAGAAGACCGACAAGAAGGUUACCUGGUUGUCCAAGGAUGGUCAACAGCUCAUUCCAGUUGAGUUGGUUGGCUUCGACCAUCUUUUGACAAAGGACUCUCUCCAGGAAGAGGAUAACUUCGAAGACUUCUUGAACCCCAAGACCGAAUGGCGAGAGCAAGCUUUUGCGGAUGGAAACGUUGCCGACGUUAAGGAGGGCGAUAUUAUCCAGUUCGAGCGAAAGACUUUCUACCGCUGUGACCGUCCUUUUGCUGCUGACGGAAAGCCAGCUGUGUUCUUCGAGAUCCCGACUGGAAAGACCAGCAACUAA